Messenger RNA from Megalops cyprinoides (Indo-Pacific tarpon), 1187 nucleotides. RefSeq names its product leucine-rich repeat-containing protein 61-like. Gene Ontology annotation, molecular function: protein kinase binding. The record is from RefSeq and is a predicted model, not a curated record. The coding region runs from base 140 to 925 and encodes 261 amino acids. Lineage: Eukaryota; Metazoa; Chordata; Actinopteri; Elopiformes; Megalopidae. Gene Ontology annotation, cellular component: cytoplasm. The transcript is spliced from 9 exons.
UAUGCGUUUUGUAGCUAGCGUGUCUGUCUAGUCAGUCUAGACUAGAGGUAGCUAGAAAGUUCCUUUCUUGUAUGGUGCUCCGCCUGCUAACAAAGUGGUAGCUACAUACAGCUAUCCGCCUAUCAGUAGAGAUCAGAGGAUGGAUACCAGAAGAGAAAAAGAGCAAGAAACCAGCUUCACGAAAAUUACAGCUUUGUUGCUGAAGUCCAGGACAGGAGAAUUUGAGUUGGAGUCAAUUUUGUUCCUUAAACUCAGAAGUCUUGGUGUAUUUGAUCUGGGAUGUAUAGGAGACUGCAAAAGUUUGGAGAGGCUGGAUCUCUCAGGGAAUAACAUUACAAAUUUAACUCCUCUGGCUUCUCUCAGACUGCUUCGUGUGCUUAAUCUGUGUGCCAAUCGGAUUUCAAAUUUAGAACCCAUUUGCAGCUGUGAAAGUCUACAGAGCCUAAAUGUUGCUGGUAACCUAAUUAGCAGUACUGAAAGCCUUCAAUGUCUUCAGUCUAUGAAGAAUCUGGAAAACAUUCGAUUAAAGGACAACACCCAUAAUUACACCAAUCCAGUUUGUAAAAAUCCAUCAUAUAGAAACAUGCUUCUUGAAAUGUUCCCAAACAUCAAAGUAUUGGAUGGUGAAAGAUUGGUGGGACGAGGAAGUGAGCUUUAUCAGCUAUGCAAAGACAUUGAUGAAGCCCUUAAAGCUGGCACCUAUAAAAAUGGGCAGCUGAUGGAAUUGGCUGACUGUAAACCAUGGGUUGAAGACGGUUUCUGGGAAAUAAAGAGGUCCAGCAAUGCUAUCAUUGAAGAGGCCUGUAAACAGUUCAACGAUGUUCUCAGCGAAUGCCGACUCCUGAACACCAAAGCUUCACAUAUGAUCACUCACUCCGAAAGGACCCUCGGCGGCAAGAAUCAGCCAAAGCAGUACGCAGUGUGAAAGCCGCAAAUCUAGCUGCAUAAGAACAACAUUGUGACAUUUACACAUUAAAACUGUGUAGUGAUGUUGUAUCCUAAAUCAAGUUUGUCCUCCCAAGGCAUUUUUUGUGAUUAGCGUUAAUGCUGGAAUCCUUACAUCCUUUCUGUGCUGCGGCAGGGUCCUGUUCAUAGAUUUCAGUGGAGUCCCAACUGCUGUACUCUGUUGGACCCGUUCUCAUCUCAGGAUGCUGUUCAGCUGUUUACCUUGCACGCAAAGCACAAAA